Molecule: messenger RNA, 2480 nt
Organism: Blepharisma stoltei
Lineage: Eukaryota; Ciliophora; Heterotrichea; Heterotrichida; Blepharismidae
Source: the annotation of a GenBank genome assembly
AUGGAUCAGAAACCCUAUUCAUACCUAAAAUCCCAAUACAUCGGUCUCCACUCAAGCCGUUUUCAAAAUGUGUUCAUAACUUCAGAGCCUUCACCUUCCCUUUAUCACCCUAUUGGUGGUCAUAUUGUUAAACGUGAUGCUCUUACUCUACAAGAAUUGUACAGAUUUCAAGCUCACAACAAUUCAAUUGUAGUUACUCUCCCAAUUCCUCCUGAUAGCCCAGACAAGCUUACAACAAUGGCUUAUUGUGGAGAAAUCAAGCUUUUUUCUUUAUCUGGAACUCUGCUAUCAUCAGCAAUCUGUUCAGAGCGUAUUGUUCGUCAUGGAUGUGUAAUCUGUUUUAGUAGAGCGUGCUAUUUUUAUAAUAAAAAAAUGGAAUUACCAGCUCUUUUGUAAAGCAGAAUAAAUAAUCAAGGAAAUUUAGUAGCUGCAUCAUCUGUAUUUGGAGUUUAUAAUGGAAUUAUUGAUGUUUGGAGGAUUAAUGAAAACUUUAGCUUUGAAAAAAUUCUAACUAUUCGAGGAAAUUAUAAACUAUGUGAGUUUUCACAUCUAAAUUCUCUUUUCGCAUUAAGAGAGAAUACACCAGAUGAGCAUAGAGGGCCAUGUCUAAGACAAAGAGAUAUGCCUAUUCCUGAAGAUUUAGCUUGCACAGAUUUUCAUAGCGAUUCUGAUAGUGAAGAUCCUAUUGAUGAUAUAAUGGAAACCAUGAGACAACGGCAUCAGAGAAAAUUCAUAUACUAUGGCUGCUUGUUCCAAAGAAUUGAAGGGGACAGAAAUUCGUUAUCUAUUACUUUACCAAAUUUCAGUAGGAUUAACUCAAUUAUAACAAAUAGGAAAGGACAAAUUGCAGUAGGAUACUUGUGCAGAACAAUAGCUAUUAUUGAUAUGGAAACUUUGGAAAUUCUUCAUAUGUUUAAAGUAACUGGAGCUGGAUCAAUGCUUUGCUUAGAGUUUAUUGAUAAUUUUUGCUAUUUUUCACCAAAUUCAGGAAUUUAUACAAAAUUCGAUAUAAAUCAAGAAAAAGUUUUGGGAGAAAUCGACUUAAAUUUCGUUAAUCCUGCUUUUCAAACAGUAAAAACAGGGAUUCAGUGGAUAAAUAAAACUUGCGCAUACCUAAGAUGAAUUAUUCAAGAUUCGGUAUUGGUUGGGCUUAAUGAAUACGGCAUUUUCCUGUGAAAUUUUAAAGACUUUCCCAAUUCAAGUGAAAUCACAAAAGAAUUGAAAUUAGAGUUUUUUAAAAUCACUUGUUGUGGCCUUGAGAUAAACCCAAUAGAAGAUUUAAUUGCUGUCGGAGAUUUUGUUGGGAAUAUAAAAGUCUUUGAUACAAAAACCUAUCAACUUGUGUAUGAAAGACAAAUUCCAUCGGGCAUUCGAUGUUUGUCGUGGGAUAUUAAUGGAAAAGAAAUCUAUCUUGGAGGCCUCGACGGGCAUUUGUAUAAAGUAAAUGGGGAAACUGAGAAUUACGAUCAAAUUUGGAAUUUGCAAAGUGAUGUUAUAUGUAUGAGCUGAAAGCAGGGCUUAAUAAAAGAUUAUCUAGCAGCUGGAACCAAGAAUGGAGAGCUUUGAAUUCUAUCGAAAGCUGCUGAUAGCAAUAUGAGCGUAGAUACGAGUUUUAUUGCCCAUGACAAACAAUCAGAUAGUGAAGACGUAAAUUUCGGCUCUCUCAAAUAUUUCAGUGAAAUAUGGACUUUAGCAUGGUCACCUGAUUCCGGCUUAAUAGCAACAGGCUCUGAAGAUCAAACUGUCAACAUCUGGGACUGAACUUCGAAAAAUAUGAUAAUUGCUCUUCCUAAGCACUCUAAAGCAGUUACAGGUGUUAGGUGGCUCCCAAUCUCAGCAACUUCAAUUAAAAAUGCAGAAAUUUGCGAAUUGUUUUUGACAUCAUCUGAUGACCAAACUAUGAGAAUUUACGACCCUAAGACCUGGACUUUAUUGCACAUCUUUACGACCAAUUUUAUUAGAGAAUGGCAUACCAUUACGUAUGCAGCAAUAGAAGAAAACGGCAAACGAGUAGCUUGCGUUACUCAGAAUGGCUACCUGAUGAUUUUCCACUUACUCCCCCUCAAUGAGCAAACAACAAAGCCACCGUAAAAAUCCCUAACGAACAAAAAUUUUUUGAUAUAGAAAUUUUUUAUGAUAAAAAUAUUUUGAUAUAUAAUUGAUAAUGAUUAUCAUGAAAUAUUUAGCUAAUUCUGUUUAAUUUUAAAAAGCUUGCAUUUUAAAACAUAAAAUUUUACAAAUUAAUUAAUAUUUACUUUAAAUUAUUUCAAAAAUGGGAUAAUUUUAAAUUUUGAAAAAAAAAUCCCCGUCUAUGAGCAAAUAAAAUGUUUUGCUCGAUUACUGAGGGGGAAUUAGAAACUCUUGAAAACGGAUUUUAUGGAAGAAUUCAUAAUGGGUCUGUUGAAGGAUUGGACUGGAGAAAUGGAAAACUUGCCACAUGUGCGUCAGAAUGCCUUAUUUGCAUUAUUGAUACAAAUUAA